CUAAAUUGUUUCGAGCUGCUGCUUAUUUUCACCAUUACCAUCAACGCACAAUUUCUUUGCGGAUUUUUGCAAGUAUAUUAUAUUUUUGGAGACUUUAGUCCUGAUGAAUUCAAUCAGUUCUUUGUGACUCCUCGCUCUUCAGUUGAGCUCCCUCCCUACAACGGAGCAGUUCUGUGCGGCACCCAAGCUACCGAUGAGCUACCCGAUGGACAAGAGUAUCAGAGAAUUGAGUUUGGUGUUAACGAAGUGAUUGAGCCCAACGACACUUUGCCCAGAACUGCCAGCUACAGUAUUUCAAGCACGCUGAAUCCUCAGGCCCCUGAAUUUAUCCUCAGUUGCACAACUUCCACAAAGACCCCUGAUGACAUGGACAAGGACGCGGCCUUCAGCCCCGUGGACGGCCCUUACCCAGGCCCUGCCCUGGCCCUGGACGCCGGCUCCAGCGUGGAGGUGGAGGUUCUAGAAAAUGACGGAGUCGCGGGUGGUCUUGGACAAAGGGAGCGUAAAAAGAAGAAAAAGCGCCCCCCAGGAUAUUACAGUUACUUGAAAGACGGCAGCGAGGGUGGCAUUCCCACAGACGCCCUGGUCAACGGCCACGCCAGCCCCGCAGUCCCCAACAGCAUGGGCUCCGAGGACGUGGAGUUGGCGGGCGAGGCGCCCCCCUCGGGGACACCCAGGACUUGCAGUAGCCCUCAGGACUCCAUGGACUUCGGUGGUGACGCUGUGUCCGGCGGGCCUCUCCCCGGAGCUGUUGACGGGGCCUCGAGGACUGCAGGGCCGCCUGGGGGCUGCCACGGGGCCGACUCGGGAGAGCCCUGCCUCCCUGCGGAGGCCGCCGGGGACAGCCUGUUGAGGACAGCGGUGGCCCAGCCUUACGUGGCUCAUACUACUGAAAACCUUGCAGUUGCUAAUGGACAAAUACUUGAAUCCUCUGGCGAGGGCCCAGCUGCCAACGGGGUCGAGUUGCACACUGUGGACAGCCCGGACUUGGACCCCGCCAAAGCCGAGCACGCGUCCCCUGCCGCCGACGCCCCGGCCUCCGGGGCUGGUGCCGCCCCCGCCGGCCCGCCCAAGUCCUGGGCCAGCCUUUUUCACGAUUCUAAGCCCUCUUGCUCCUCGCCCGUGGCUUCUGUGGAGUCUAAGCCUUCCCCUCCUGCCCCACCCCCGCUGGUCUCCGAAAAGCAGGUCGAUGUCAAAGAAGGGCUUGUUCCGGUCUCAGAGGACCCCGCAGCCCUGAAGAUCGCAGAGUUACUGGAGAAUGUGACCCUAAUCCAUAAGCCAGUGUCAUUGCAACCCCGUGGGCUGAUCAAUAAAGGAAACUGGUGCUACAUUAACGCCACGCUGCAGGCCCUGGUCGCCUGUCCUCCGAUGUAUCACCUGAUGAAGUUCAUCCCUCUCUACUCAAAAGUGCAAAGGCCUUGCACGUCGACGCCCAUGAUCGAUAGCUUUGUCCGGCUGAUGAACGAGUUCACUAACAUGCCAGUACCUCCCAAACCCCGACAAGCCCUUGGGGAUAAAAUCGUGAGGGAUAUCCGCCCCGGAGCUGCUUUCGAACCUACGUACAUUUACAGACUCCUCACCGUGAUCAAGUCGAGCCUGUCUGAAAAGGGUCGGCAAGAAGACGCGGAGGAGUACUUAGGCUUCAUUCUGAACGGACUUCACGAGGAGAUGCUGAACCUAAAGAAACUUCUGUCAGCCAACAACCAAAAACUCACCGUCUCCAACGGACCCGGGAGCCACUCUGUGUGCGAGGAUGAGCAGGAGGAGCCGGGCGAAGGCAGUGAGGACGAGUGGGAGCAAGUGGGGCCCCGGAACAGGACCUCAGUCACCCGCCAGGCGGACUUCGUGCAGACCCCGAUCACUGGCAUUUUUGGUGGACACAUCAGGUCUGUGGUUUACCAGCAGAGUUCAAAGGAAUCUGCCACUUUGCAGCCAUUUUUCACAUUGCAGUUGGACAUCCAGUCUGACAAGAUACGUACGGUCCAGGACGCAUUGGAGAGCUUGGUGGCAAGGGAAUCUGUCCAAGGCUAUACCACGAAAACCAAACAAGAGGUGGAGAUCAGCCGCCGAGUGACCCUGGAGAAGCUCCCGCCCGUGCUCGUGCUGCACCUGAAGCGGUUUGUCUACGAGAAGGCUGGCGGCUGCCAGAAGCUCGUCAAGAGCGUCGAGUACCCCGUGGACCUGGAGAUCAGCAAAGAACUGCUUUCUCCAGGGGUUAAAAGUAAGAACUUUAAAUGCCACAGAACCUAUAGGCUCUUUGCAGUGGUCUACCAUCACGGCAGCAGCGCCACGGGCGGCCACUACACCACGGACGUCUUCCAGAUCGGCCUGAACGGCUGGCUGCGCAUCGACGACCAGACGGUCAAGGUGGUCAGCCAGUCCCAGGUGGUGAAGCCCGCGGCCGAGCGCACAGCCUACCUCCUGUACUACCGCCGCGUGGACCUGCUGUAGCGCCGCCCGCGUGCCCGCCGCCCGCUUGCAGCCGCCUCUCCCCCCGACUCCCUUCCCGUCCCCGGUGGCGCUCUGGCUCCCUGGAGAGGGCCUCGCUGGCCUCGGCAGAAUGGGCUGGAACGGAGAGCAGGCGCCCGGGGCCCGUGUGCAGCGGCUCGCGUGGACGCCUGCCUUCCAAAUCCAAAUCAUUCGGUUGAACCAGACUGUCGCUUGAUUUAAGAGAACACAGAACCCGUCUUGCUGAGAUAAUGCUGUUUCCUGAGUGAGAAGGGGAGCGUGCGUCUGACUCCCCGUCGGAUCGCGUUAGUAGAACAAAUCCUGCACCAGCAACCCCUGUAAAUUUGUGAAAAUGAAUUUUAUCUUUCCUUAAAAAAUAAAUUUUUUAAUCCAUCACACUUUCCUGCCCCACCCUUUAGUUUUUGAUAAACGAUAAAAAUGAGCCAAUUAUCAGAGAAGAAAUAGUUCUUCAAAAGAAACAUAAAUACAAAAAGUAAGUUGCUGGUUCCUAACAGGAAAACUACAUUCUAACGGCCGCCCGGUGAAAAGCUGCUCCCGCGCACGUUGCAGAUCAGGUCCCUGGAGGGGAGAGGUCGUCCGCGUAGACGGGGUCGUCCACGUCAUUGCCAUUAAACGAUCUCAAAUCGCAUUCAUGCUUCUGUGUGCACAUAAUGAAAAAUGGGCAAAACAGUGGAGGUGGAGCUUCCCCGAAGCUGCUGUUGUAAUCCUGCUGUCCGCCCUCCGCGGCGCCGCGUCUCCGACUGUACAGUGUAGUGACCUCUAGGGGUACACGAGUUGUCGCCCACCAAUAAAAAUCACAAAGUUGGUUUAAA
Messenger RNA from Suricata suricatta (meerkat), 3281 nucleotides. RefSeq names its product ubiquitin specific peptidase 10 (gene USP10). Gene Ontology annotation, biological process: DNA damage response, signal transduction by p53 class mediator; protein deubiquitination; regulation of autophagy. Gene Ontology annotation, cellular component: nucleus; cytosol; early endosome. The transcript is spliced from 14 exons. The annotation marks the transcript as partial. Gene Ontology annotation, molecular function: cysteine-type endopeptidase activity; cysteine-type deubiquitinase activity. NCBI's taxonomy places the organism in Eukaryota, Metazoa, Chordata, Mammalia, Carnivora, Herpestidae. The record is from RefSeq and is a predicted model, not a curated record.